AGUGAUAUAAAUGCCCAAAAUUUAAUUUCUAAUGAGCAUAAAAAGAAUAAUGAAGCAAAAAAGACUUCUGAAAAUAUAGUUAAAACAUUGAUUGAAUUAUUCCAUGAAAAAAAUGAGAUAGAUUCUAUUAUAAAUAAUUUAGUACAAGAAAUGGUCCAACUAUUUAGUAAUAAUUAA
Molecule: messenger RNA, 177 nt
Organism: Plasmodium gaboni
Lineage: Eukaryota; Apicomplexa; Aconoidasida; Haemosporida; Plasmodiidae
Product: merozoite surface protein 6
Exons: 1
Source: RefSeq, a predicted model, not a curated record